AUGGCUAACACAGAAGGCAGAAAUCAAACGUCCAUCUCAGAAUUCAUCCUUCUGGGAUUUGGAAAUCUUCCAGAACUGCAGCUUCUUCUCUUUCUGCUGUUUCUAGCGAUCUACAUGGUGACUGUGGCUGGGAACAUCCUCAUUGUUGCACUGGUUGUGACUGAUCAGCACCUUCACACCCCCAUGUACUUCUUCCUGGGGAACUUGUCCUGCUUGGAAACCUGCUACAGCUCCACCAUCCUGCCCAGGAUGCUGGCCAGUCUCCUGACUGGGGACAGAACCAUCUCAGUAAGAAUCUGUAUCAUGCAAUAUUAUUUCUUUAGUUUUUUGGCAGGUGUUGAGUGUUGCCUCUUGUCUGCGAUGUCUUACGAUCGGUAUUUAGCGAUAUGCAAACCGCUGCAUUAUACAGCCCUCAUGAAUGGCAGGUUCUGCCUCCAGCUAGCAGCUGGGUCUUGGAUAAAUGGGCUUCUGGCUAGUAAUAUACUGACAUCCUUGAUGUCACAGUUAUCUUUUUGUGGCCCCAAUGAAGUUGACCAUUUUUUUUGUGAUUUUGCUCCAGUAAAAAAACUGUCCUGCGGUGACACCAGGCUGAUGGAUCUUUUGGCUUUCAUUCUGGCUUCAAUAUUCACCCUGCCCCCAUUUCUAUUGACCCUGGCAUCCUAUGUUUGCAUCAUUGCCACCAUCCUGAGAAUCCCUUCCACCACCAGGAGGCAAAAGGCCUUUUCCACCUGCUCCUCCCACCUCAUCGUGGUGACACUUUUCUAUGGGACGCUGAUGAUUGUCUACAUGCUCCCAGAUACCGACACACUGAAGGUCCUUAACAAAGUGUUCUCCAUCUUCUAUACGAUUGUGACUCCUAUGGUUAACCCCCUCAUCUACAGCCUGAGGAACAGAGAGGUCAAGGAGGCCCUGAAAAGAGCUGUCAAUGCCUUUUUAAUGUGUACAGGAAUUGACACAUUUCAAACUAAGGGCUUUUGUAGAUAG
Molecule: messenger RNA, 984 nt
Organism: Mauremys reevesii (Reeves's turtle)
Lineage: Eukaryota; Metazoa; Chordata; Testudines; Geoemydidae
Product: olfactory receptor 10A7-like
Exons: 1
Coding region: 1-984 (327 amino acids)
Biological process (GO): G protein-coupled receptor signaling pathway
Cellular component (GO): membrane
Molecular function (GO): G protein-coupled receptor activity; olfactory receptor activity
Source: RefSeq, a predicted model, not a curated record